Lasiodiplodia theobromae is the source of this 984-nucleotide messenger RNA. Its product is annotated as Formate nitrite transporter family protein. NCBI's taxonomy places the organism in Eukaryota, Fungi, Ascomycota, Dothideomycetes, Botryosphaeriales, Botryosphaeriaceae. Gene Ontology annotation, cellular component: membrane. Bases 1 to 984 code for a protein of 327 amino acids. Gene Ontology annotation, biological process: nitrite transport; transmembrane transport. Gene Ontology annotation, molecular function: high-affinity secondary active nitrite transmembrane transporter activity. The transcript is spliced from 4 exons. The record is from RefSeq and is a predicted model, not a curated record.
AUGGGGCCUUCCCUCGUCAACGCCUACACGCCUAGCCAGGUAACCGAAAUGGUUUCCCGGGCAGGCGUGUACAAGGGGCGCAUGCACCCACUCAAAGUCUUCCUCUCCUCCGUCAGCGCCGGGUGUCUCCUCUCAUUCGCCGCGGCCUCGUGCCUCACGGCCAACACGAGCACUUGGCUCCAAGAGAACGCGCCCGGCGUGGCCAGGCUCCUAGGCGCCUUCGUCUUUCCGUACGGUUUGGUGCUGAUCGUCCUGACCGGCGCCGACCUCUGCACCGGGACAUUCAUGUACACGACCGUCGCCGUCCUCCACCGCCGGCUGUCCGUCUGGCGGAUGCUGCUGCACUGGUUCAUCACCUUCUGGGGCAACCUGGCGGGGUCGCUCUUCAUGGUAGCCAUCAUCUUCGGCUACGGCGGCGUCUUCAGCACCGACCCCUACCGCGCCGAAGUCAUCGCCUUCACCACCAAAAAACAAGCCACGCCCGAUUUCCACAUGAUCUUCCUCCGCGGCAUCGGCUGCAACUGGCUGGUGUGCCUGGGCUGUUUCUUCGGCAUGCAAGGCCGCGACCUGACGUCCAAAAUCGUCGGCAUCUGGUGGCCCAUCUUCGCCUUCGUGUCGCUCGGCUUCGACCACGUCGUCGCCAACAUGUUCUUCAUUCCGAUGGGGAUAUGGGUCGGGAAUCCGGAGUUAACAGUGGGGUUGUAUGUGUGGAAGGGGAUUAUUCCCGCGCUGAUAGGGAAUAUUCUGGGUGGGGGCCUGUUUUGCGGGGCGUAUUAUUGGUAUAUGUAUUUGUAUGAGCAGGAGGCGCCGUUGAUUGAUGGGGUGGGGUAUCCGGAGAGGGGUGGGGAGGGGGAGGGGGAUGAUGUGGAGAAGGGGGUGGUGGGGCAUCGGCAUGUUGAGGAUGUGAGGGGGUUGAGGAAGAUGGAGAAUGGGUCGUCGUCGAUGGAGCAGGAGGCGAGGGGGGUGAGGGAGAGUGGGGCUUAG